Molecule: messenger RNA, 1572 nt
Organism: Mytilinidion resinicola
Lineage: Eukaryota; Fungi; Ascomycota; Dothideomycetes; Mytilinidiales; Mytilinidiaceae
Product: sugar transporter
Exons: 5
Coding region: 1-1572 (523 amino acids)
Biological process (GO): carbohydrate transport; transmembrane transport
Cellular component (GO): membrane
Molecular function (GO): carbohydrate:proton symporter activity
Source: RefSeq, a predicted model, not a curated record
AUGAUUCUAAAAGCCGACGAUGGCGCGGUGGAAGAGCGCGAGUCGACGGUGCAAUCACCCAAAGCCUUCAUUGAUGAAAUCGAGGGUGAAGUACGUGAAGCUAUCGAGGCAGAACACCAGCUGGACUUCCUCGGUGCGCUGAAACUGUAUCCCAAAGCCAUUGGAUGGUCUGUCUUUUUCUCGCUUGGUGUGAUAAUGCUCGCGUUCGAUCCGCAGCUAUUGGGGAAUUUCUACGCUAUGCCCGCUUUCCAGAAGGAUUUCGGAUAUCAAUACAACGGCGAGUAUAUCAUUUCCGCACCAUGGCAGACUGGACUCAGUAUGGGAAACCCGAUUGGCCAGGCGGUCGGUGCUCUUUUUGCUGGACUUCCUAUGGAGCUGUAUGGACGCAAGAGAACGUUCAGCGUGUGCGUCUGUGGAACUGCGGGAAUUGUGUUCAUCCAGUUUUUCGCUCGUUCCCUUCCAGUACUACUCGUGGGUGAGCUGCUUGGUGGUUUAUUAUUAGGCUGCUACGUUGUGAUCGCGCCUGCAUACGCGUCAGAGGUUUGUCCGAUAGCCAUUCGUGGGACACUCACGUCUUACAUCAAUCUCUGCUUUGUUAUGGGUCAACUUCUGGCGAACGGAGUAUGUGCUGGUACCUCGAAGCUAUCAAAUCAUUGGGCAUAUUCAAUCCCCUUCGCUCUCCAAUGGUUCUGGAUUUUGAUUAUUAUCCCCGGGAUGGCCUUCGCGCCGGAAAGUCCAUGGUGGCUAGCCAGAAACAAUAGAUUCGCUGAAGCUGAACAUUCGCUCUCUCGGCUAGCUUCUUCAAAGGUAAACGUCAAAGCAACACUCGCUAUGAUCAUCGAAACAGAUCGAUUUGAACAAGAAAUGGAAGCUGGAAGCACCUAUUGGGACUGUUUUAAGAAGAUUAAUCUUCGUCGCACCGAAAUCGGAAUCGGUGUAUAUGCUAUUCAAGUUUUAAGCGGCAUCUACCUUAUCAAUUACGGCACAUUAUUUUUUACUCGCGCCGGACUUCCAACCGACAAAGCCUUCGACAUGGGCAUCGGUUUCCUUGCCGUCGGUUUCGUCGGCACGCUGUGCUCAUGGGUCCUCCUCCAGCACUUUGGUCGUCGUACGAUCUACAACGUUGGCCUCACGAUCCUCGCUGUGUUGCAACUCCUCAUCGGAUUUCUUGAUCUGGCUCCCAAUAUUGAUAGACACCCAAACAUCAUCUGGGCGCAAUCAUCUCUUAUGAUAAUUUGGAAUUUUUUUUACGAUAUAUCGAUUGGACCCGUCUGCUUCGUUAUCUUGUGCGAAGUUAGCGCGACAGAAGUACGCGCGAAGACUAUUGCCAUAUCCACAGCCGUGCAGGCCGUGCUUGGCAUAGCGAUGACUGUAGCUAUUCCCUAUUUGAUGAAUCCAGACCAAGCCAAUGUGAAGGGAAAGCUUGGCUUCUUUUUCGGCGGACUUGCUUGCAUAUCCCUCGUAUGGGCAUUCUUCCGCAUUCCUGAGACUAAGGGCAGGACAUACGAAGAACUUGACAUUAUGUUUGAGAGGGGCGUGCGUACUCGGGACUUUGGAACCUACACGAUUUAG